This is a messenger RNA of Impatiens glandulifera, 1874 nucleotides long. Its product is annotated as probable pectinesterase/pectinesterase inhibitor 12. Bases 145 to 1800 code for a protein of 551 amino acids. Gene Ontology annotation, biological process: cell wall modification. The transcript has 2 exons. Gene Ontology annotation, molecular function: pectinesterase inhibitor activity; pectinesterase activity. Lineage: Eukaryota; Viridiplantae; Streptophyta; Magnoliopsida; Ericales; Balsaminaceae. The record is from RefSeq and is a predicted model, not a curated record.
GUACUGUUCUCCCGUGAUUAAUAUACCCAUUGCAUGUGCUAGUUGGCAGUUCAAAAAAGCUAGUACCUUUUUAAGUUCUGAUUAUCCAAUACAAUCUAGAUCUCUCUCACUGGACUGGACUGUGAAUAUCAUCAUCAAUUCAUCAUGGCUGCUUCUUCUUCUUCUUCAUCUUACAAACUAAAGCUGAUCUUCCAUUGUUGUUCUAUUCUAUUUUGUGCAUUUCUACUACUUUCUACUACAACAUAUGCCCAAACUAUUAAUACAACUACAGCAACCAUUGAUUCUCAUAUCUCUUCUAUCAAAUCCAUAUGCAAAUCCACACCAUACCCAGAUCCCUGUUUCCACUCACUCAAGCUCUCUAUCUCAAUCAACAUCAGCCCAAAUAUCAUUACUUACCUUCUUCAAUCCCUCAACACAGCCUUGUCUGAAGCCCUUUCCCUUUCUAAUCUCCUCUCAACUCUAACACCCUCUUCAAUCCUUGAGAAACAGAGAGGUGCUCUCCAAGACUGUAAAGAUCUCCAACAAAUUACCUUCUCCUCUCUCAAAAAAUCUCUUUCAAGAAUCAAUGGCGGCUCCACUGACUCCAACAAGUUGUCCGAUGCCAGAGCCUUUCUCAGCGCCGCCCUCACUAAUAAAAACACUUGCUUUGAAGGUCUUGAUUCAGCUUCAGGACCCAUGAAAUCAACCCUUGUUAACUCUUUCAUUAACUCUUACAAACAUAUCAGUAAUUCCCUCUCCAUCAUGCCGAAACCCAGUAAAUCUUCUGGAUCCACAAAGCACGACGGCAGAAGAACCCUUGACAUAAGCAUAGGAGGCGGCGGAGACGACGACUAUACUGACGAUGCAACUGGUCUUAUUACCGUUGCUAAAGAUGGCACCGGAAAUUUCAGCACUAUAAUGGAUGCAAUCAAUUUCGCUCCGAACAACAGCUACGACAGGAUCUUUAUCUACAUUAAAGAAGGGAUCUACGAGGAAAAUGUCGACAUUCCCACUUAUAAACCUAACGUUGUUCUUCUCGGAGAUGGUGUUGAUGUCACUGUUAUUACCGGAAACAGAAGUGUCGGGGAUGGUUGGACAACUUUCAGAUCUGCCACCGUCGCCGUUUCCUCGGAGGGUUUCUUGGCACGUGAUAUAACGAUCCAAAAUACUGCCGGACCGGCCAAACAUCAGGCAGUGGCUUUGCGGAUAAACGCCGAUAUGGCGGCGGUAUACCGGUGUGCCAUCUACGGCUACCAAGACAGUCUAUACACACACUCAUUCCGACAGUUCUAUCGGGAGUGCGACAUCUCCGGUACCAUUGAUUACAUAUUUGGAAACGCGGCGGUGGUGUUCCAGGGCUGUAACAUAAUUUCGAGAUUGCCAAUGCCUGGUCAAUACAAUGUGAUUACCGCCCAAUCCCGUGAAAGCCCUGAUCAGGACACCGGAAUUUCCAUACAGAACUGUUCUAUCGUGGCGGCAGAGGAUUUGAACCCGUCCUCUUCCUCCACCUUAGUGAAGAGUUACCUGGGUAGGCCAUGGAAGGUGUAUUCGAGAACAGUCUAUAUUGAGUCAUAUAUUGACGGGUUCAUUGAUCCAAUGGGCUGGAUCCCAUGGUCGUGGUCGGAUAAUCAAGGCCUCAAUACGUUGUACUAUGGUGAGUAUGCAAACUCGGGACCAGGAUCAUUGACGGAUAAUCGAGUUAACUGGCCAGGCUACCAUAUCAUGGAAUAUGAAGACGCAUCAAAUUUCACUGUCUCCCAAUUUAUAGCGGCCAAUGAGUGGCUAGAUUCUACUUCUUUCCCAUACGAUGAUGCUGUCUAAUAAUAGUUUCCUUAUUUACCAUUUGUCUGUCUUUGUAAUUGAAGCGUGAAAAGUGGUGGGUUGAUAAUUUAAGG